AUGCCUCACUCAUUAGAAAUGCCACAGCUAACUCGCCGCCUAUCACUGGAGGAAACCUUCAACCUCGCCGACCGUGCAAGGAGGAAGUCCGCCGACAAGAACGUAGACCUCCGCCUCAAGCUUGGACACACCAACGUCCUCGACUCAUUACUCAAAGAUAUUGCACGCAGGUCACCGCCACCCUCACCCACACAGGGUGUGGUAAAACCUGUCGGUGUGCCCCACCACAAGCGCGGCUCUACCAUCACUUGGGCCACCCAAGAAGUCACCAAGGUUUAUGGAGUUGACGACUACGGCUUCGCCUACGAGGACGAUGGCGAAGAGAAUCUUGAGGGCUUGACGCUCACGAGGACCAAGUCGAGGAAGCCGGAACCGUGA
Messenger RNA from Cyphellophora europaea CBS 101466, 378 nucleotides. RefSeq lists its product as uncharacterized. The coding region runs from base 1 to 378 and encodes 125 amino acids. The record is from RefSeq and is a predicted model, not a curated record. NCBI's taxonomy places the organism in Eukaryota, Fungi, Ascomycota, Eurotiomycetes, Chaetothyriales, Cyphellophoraceae. The transcript has a single exon.